Molecule: messenger RNA, 1709 nt
Organism: Camarhynchus parvulus
Lineage: Eukaryota; Metazoa; Chordata; Aves; Passeriformes; Thraupidae
Gene: PSPN
Product: persephin
Exons: 1
Coding region: 123-512 (129 amino acids)
Molecular function (GO): glial cell-derived neurotrophic factor receptor binding; growth factor activity; receptor tyrosine kinase binding
Source: RefSeq, a predicted model, not a curated record
UCCCCUUUUAACCCCUCCCCCUUUUAGCCCCUCCCUCUUUUAGCCCCGCCCCCUAUUCCCCUUUAAAUCCCGGCCCGCGCUCCAUUUGAGGAGGGGUCUCCUCCUCCUCCCCUCCCCCCGCGAUGCCGCAACCGCGCCCCCCCCGCUCCUUCCUCCUCCUCCUCCUCCUCCUCCUGCUGCUGGGCCCCGCCCCCUGCCCGGCCCCGCCCCCGCCGUGCGCGCUGCGCUCGCUGCGGGUGGGGGUGGCGGAUUUGGGUCUGGGGUACGCGCCCUCGCCCGAGCCGCUCGUGUUCCGCUACUGCGGGGGGCGCUGCCCCGCGACCCCCUCGCUGCACGCGCUGGCGCUGGGGGCGCUGGGGGGCGCGGCGGAGGGGGCGGGGCGGGAUUUGGGGAGGGGGCUCGCCCCGUGCUGCCGCCCCACGCGCUACGAGGACGCCGCGUUCCUGGACUCGGCGCUGCAAUGGCAGCGGCUGCCGGGGCUGAGCGCGGGCGCGUGCGCGUGCCUCGGCUGAGACCCCUCCCCACAUCAACCCUGAGCCCCGAGACCCCUCCCCACAUUAACCCUGAGCCCCGAGACCCCUCCCCAAAUAACCCGGGACCUGAGACCCCUCCCCAGAUAACCCAAAAUCCGCCCUGAACCCCUCCCUGAGACCCCGAAACCCCCGAGACCCCUCCCCAAAUAAACCCUGAACCAUCCCCAGUUCAUCCUGCCGGGGCUGAGCGCACGUCCAUGGUUUGAGACCCUUCCCCUAAUUAACCUGGGACCCCCAAAACUCCUUGGGACCCCUCCCCUAAUUAAGCCCGAGCCCUGAGACUCCAAGACCCCUCCCCAAAUUAACCCUGAGCCAUCCCCAGUUACCCCUCCCUGCCGGGACUGAGCGCGGGGGCGUGCGCGUCCGUGGGGUGAGACCCCUCCCCACAUUAACCCGGGACCUGAGACCCCUCCCCAAAUAACCCAAAAUCCGCCCUGAACCCCUCCCUGCCGGAGCUGAGCGCGUCCAUGGGGUAAGACCCCUCCCCUAAUUUACGCGGGACCCUCAAAACCCUCCCCAAAUUUACCUGGGACCCCUAAAACCCCCAGAGACCCCUCCCCAAAUGAACCCCGGACCCCCAAAAUCCCCGGAGACCCCUCCCCAAAUUACCCUGAGCUCUAAAAAUCCGCCCUGACCCCUCCCCAAAUUAACCCUGAACCAUCCCCCGUUAAUCCUGCCGGGGCUGAGUGCGCGUCCAUGGGGUGAGACCCCUCCCCACAUUAACCCGGGACCCCCAAAACCCUCCCCAAAUUAACCCUGAACCUCUGAGACCCCCAAACCCUUCCCCAAUUUACCCUGAGACCCCCUGAAUCCUCACCCAGUUCACCCUGCCGGGGCUGAGCGCGCGUGCCUGGGUGAGACCCCUCCCCAAAUUAACCCGGGACCCCCAAAACCCCCGGAGACCCCUCCCCAAAUCAACCCAGGACCUCCAAAACCCUCCCCAAAUGAACCCUGAGAGCCCUGAACCCCAAACAACCCGAGACCCCUCCCCAAAUUAACCCCAAAUGACCCCUGAGACCCCCAAGACCCCCUCCCCAUUUAUUGGGGGGGGAUUUUGGGGGUCUCCCUCUGAAAAACCCCGAGACCUCCCCCCAAAGCCGAGUGUUCAUUGAGGGGGGGUCUCGGUUUAUUUUGGGUCUGGGGGCUCCCGGGGGUCUUCAAUAAACGCUGGGAGGU